AACUCCGCGUUUUGGCAGUGGAAGUGAAAUAAACCAAUCCAAGAGUUAUUUUUCUAUUGAGAAGAGAGAAGUGGAUUUUUUUUUUUUUCCUUUGGAUUCCAACCUUUUCUCCCAGUGACAAAGCAUAAAUCAUGGACACCAGAGAAUAAGGUGGGCCUCAGGAGCCCUGAAAAGACUCAGAGGAUUACCUUCUUCCUCAGGAGGGAAGGGCGGGGUGUUUUUAGUCCUGUCUGGAACCUAAAACGAAAAACAUGAGUUGUGUGCCGUGGAAAGGAGACAAGGCCAAAUCGGAAUCAUUGGAGCUGCCCCAGGCAGCACCCCCACAGAUCUACCAUGAGAAACAGCGCAGGGAGCUUUGCGCCCUGCAUGCCCUCAACAACGUCUUGCAGGACAGCAAUGCCUUCACCCGGGACACGCUGCAAGAUAUUUUCCAGAGGUUGUCUCCAAAUACCAUGGUGACACCCCACAAGAAGGGCAUGCUGGGAAAUGGGAACUACGAUGUGAACGUCAUCAUGGCAGCCCUUCAAACCAAAGGCUACGAAGCUGUUUGGUGGGACAAGCGCAGGGAUGUCAGUGUCAUUGCUCUCACUAAUGUCAUGGGCUUCAUCAUGAAUCUGCCCUCCAGCCUGUGCUGGGGUCCAUUGAAGUUGCCUCUCAAAAGGCAGCACUGGAUCUGCAUUCGAGAGGUGGGAGGUGCCUACUACAACCUCGACUCCAAACUCAAGAUGCCGGAGUGGAUUGGAGGCGAGAGCGAACUCAGGAAAUUUCUAAAACAUCAUUUGCGAGGAAAGAACUGUGAACUCCUGCUGGUGGUACCGGAAGAGGCCCAUCAGAGUUGGAGGGCUGACGUGUAACGCGAUUCUGCCCUACCUUCCCUCACCUCAGCCCCUUAAGCCUCCGGGGUGUGCUGUGGCCUACACAGUGGGUCUGCCCUUGCCAGUUCCCCAAAUAUCUCGUCAGGUUCCCCUCCUCAGAUCUGACAGUGCAAUAGGAAAGAUGUGUGGACUGUUAGAAUAACCACCACCAGCGUUACUUGUUCCUGGGAGAGGAAUGUGGGCGCUCUGUGUGCUUAGGGCAAGCCAUCAACGAUCCUUGGUUUUAAGAGGCAGGAGGACAAAGGAGGAUGGGGUCUAGUUUUUUUUCUCCUUUCCUGUGAGGACUUGACAGGGGCUCUGCUGGAGUUAACCAGUCACUGCUGCUCCAGACUCACCUGGAGAUGCUGCCUCCAUCUCACCUUUCCUGGCAAAUCAGUG
Molecule: messenger RNA, 1253 nt
Organism: Orycteropus afer afer
Lineage: Eukaryota; Metazoa; Chordata; Mammalia; Tubulidentata; Orycteropodidae
Product: josephin-1
Biological process (GO): protein deubiquitination
Molecular function (GO): cysteine-type deubiquitinase activity
Source: RefSeq, a predicted model, not a curated record